Messenger RNA from Stylonychia lemnae, 5646 nucleotides. NCBI's taxonomy places the organism in Eukaryota, Ciliophora, Spirotrichea, Sporadotrichida, Oxytrichidae. The record is from the annotation of a GenBank genome assembly.
AUGGAUACGACUAUGUAUUCGAUUAGAUUUAAAAAGACGAUAGACAGGCCUUUGGAUUCUUACGUAAAUUCAUAUAUACGAUAAUAUUAAAUUUCAGCUGAUCGUGAAAACUGUACGAAAGUUCCAUCGACAUUCCCAGUUAGAGGUCCUGAUGGUUUGCAUUUUUCAAGGGAAACAGAUUCGAUAAGAUUAGAAAAUUCUAAUAACAUGGCAUUCACCUAAAAAUUUAUGAUCGUUAUUUGGUUCAAAUCCAUUGACAACACAUAUAUACAAAGUGGUUAAAGCAAGUCGGGAAAAAUUUUUGCGAAUAAAAGAUAUGACAACUUUAACGAUUAAGUAAUAGCUAUAUCCCAGGUUCAUUAUCAAAGUUACUAAGAAAUUAGAGCUGAUUUUCUCUUAAGUCAAUAUUGGGAUCUGAAAUCUUAAUACACUUAAUCAGUAGUAAUGAGGGUAGACACUAAAAUGUAAGGAUGGCAAUUACUCUCUGUUUCCUUCGAUUCCUCUGCAAGUUCUACAUCUAAAGUAUACAUGAGGCUGAGAAAUGCAUUCGAGCAAAAAGCUACUGAAGCAUCAUUCAAAGAUUACAUUUGGAAUGAUAUCCUGCCUAUGAAAAGAGACAUUUAUCUUGGCUCUCCUUGUGAAUCAUAUUAUAGAAAAGGAUAUUCAGAAGGUAAUCUGAUGACUAUAGGCAGAUUGUUUAUUUGGAAGAGCUUUGCAAAUAUAUUGCAAUCAUCUGACACAGUCUUUGAUAAAUAUUUUUUCAGAUAAUUUGGAAGGCCUACACCAAGUUGCAUAGGACUCAUUCCUUGCUCCUUUUGCACGAUCUAAUAUCCAGUUCCUACUUCAUUCAAUGUAGAUCUUACUUGUAGCACUGAAGGAGCUGAUUAUGGGGAAAUUUAUCUAGCUAAGUGGGAAUUUGACGAGGACUACAAUAUCACUUAGUAUAUUGUUGAUUAAAGUCCUCAUUAAAGACAUAUAAUGAAGAUUAAUCUUGACUAAGUUGAUAAUGAUGAACCUUUCAGAAUUUAUGGUCAAGGUUACAUGUUUUACAAUAAAGCUACAGUUUAUACGACUUCAGCUCCACCAUUCCAGAAUUUCCCUCAGUUCACUGUAGAGCUCUGGGUGAGGAGAUAUAAGGAUUAAACUAUCUACAAUCCAAGUGAAUAUGAGGCGGCCAUACCAAUUACAGUGGUUGAUAAACUAAACAAUGGCAAAGUCUUCUUUAAGUUGACACUUUCUGAUGUUAGAGAAUCAGUGAUUUAUCAGUUUUCAGACAACAGUGAUUAGUAAACAAGCUUUCCAGGUCUAUUUAAAUUUGAUAAAUGGCAUUAUGUGUCAUGCGCAUUCUUUAGAUAUGACUAUGAAAAAUCUGGGAGCACAAAAACUUAUAACGUUUAUGGCAAACUUCAAGUAGAUGAUGUCGUGAAGUAUAAUGAUCAAGGUAGUAGUUCUCCCGUAUACUUAUGGCCUGAUGAGUCAUUCAUCAAAAUAACCAACUAAAGAACUAUAAUCUAUAAGUCUUUGAGAAUUUUCGGAUAUGGAAGACUCAAAGAAGAGGCCUCUAAGCAAAUAUCAACUUCUUGUGAACCUCUUGGUAACUAAGCUUAAUGUACUUUGUGUCCUAGUAGCUCUAGAUAAUGCUUAAGUAAAUGCGAUCAAGAUAAAUUCGGAGAAAACUGUGACCCUUGUCAUUUCUUCUGUGGACUUUGCAAUGGUCCAUUUAAGGAUAAUUGCACUAUGUGCUCAAGAAAUCCAGCAAUAUCUAAUGUCAUUUAUUCAAAUACUUUUGGCAACUGUACAUGCGUAUCAGGAAAAUACUAUAAUGAAACCACAGAUAAAUGCGAGGAUUGCCAUGAAAAUUGUAAAGAAUGCUUUGGAGGCAAUUAAUCAUAAUGCAUGAGUUGUGCAACAGGAAAAAUAUACUAUCCAAAUACCAUUUGUGUCGAUAAUUGCAGUGAUCCCCUUGUGGUGAAUGGAACAAAGACUGGGUUCUUUAUAUAAACUGAAAUGAUUGGAGGCGUAUCUCAAAAAAUUUGUCUAAAAUGCCAUCCAUAUUGCUCUAAAUGUACUGGUGGAAUGAGCUCUGAAUGUUAAGGAUGCUAAAAUGGCUACUUACUUAAAGAAUCCACAUGCUUUGAUACCUGUCCGCUUGGAUAUUUUGCUAAUUUUCCAACUUCAAACUGCGAUCUUUGUGAUCUAGACUGCAAAACUUGUAAGGGUAGCACUAAUAAAGACUGUUUAAUAUGUAAAAAUCCAGCACUAUUAUAACAAAAUGGAGCAUGCAAGGUAAGAUGCGAUGAAGGAUUCUACGGAGAUGCUAAUUAGGUUUGUCAACCUUGCCAUCCAUUCUGUGGUACAUGUACGACUAAAUUUUCAACUGAUUGUGGAUCAUGUGUAGCUGGAUACUUUCUACAGCCUGGUAGUUCAGAAUGUUUAAGUGACUGCCCCCUAGGUUACUAUGGUGACACGGUUACUCAUGCUUGCCUAUUAUGUCAUUAUUCGUGCAAGACUUGCUCAGGUUAUGGUGCUGAUACUUGUACAGUUUGUGCUACUGGCUUUUUAAGACAAGGUUCACUUUGUGUCACAAAAUGUGAUGACAAUCAAUUUGUAGUUGAUGGAGUUUGUAAGUCUUGUGAUCCUAAAUGCUCAACUUGCUAUGGAUAUAAUGAUAAUGAAUGCUAUACAUGUGCAGAAAAUACGAUAACAUUAAUUGGCUAUUUCUAUUUUCAAAACUCUUGCAAAGGGUUAUGUCCAGAUGGAUAUUAUCAAGAUAAUUUCUCAAGAGAGUGUAAAAAAUGUAAUCCAAGGUGUGAAACUUGUAUUUCUGAUACUUUCUGCACCAAAUGCAUUGAAGGACCUUAUUAAUUAAAUAAUGGUGAAUGCACAUUUUUCACCUGCCUUGAUAACUAGUAUAGAGCUAUAAAACCUUAGCUAUCUUGCUAUGAAUGUGAUCCUUCAUGCCUUACUUGUUAAGGCAAAAGUUAAUUCGAUUGCUUAUCAUGCAGACCUAAAAAUAUGCUCGUUGCUUAGUAAUGUCUGACUUGUUCAGAAUAGCCAGGAAUGAUGGAACCAUUAGAUGAUACUAUAAAUGGUUGCAUUGAAAUUUGCGGAGACGGUUUUAAUUAUGGCUCUUAUUAAUGCGAUGAUGGAAAUAUAAUAAAUGGUGAUGGAUGCUCAGCCACAUGCGCUAUUGAGACUGGAUUUAAUUGUACUUCAGGCUCUAAAACUACUCCGAGUGUAUGCAUGGACAAUAGAAAUCCAUCUCCUCGAAUUAGCUUAGUGACAAUGUCUAAUCAAAUUCUAAUUGAAUUUGAUGAAGAAGUAUAACUAUAAAGCUAACUUGAUACAACAACAUUAAAUGUACAAAUUAAGGGUCCUCAAGGUAGCUAUAAGUUUGAAUGGAGAUUAUUGGAUUAGUACAAAACUACUGAACCUUUAUAGCUUAUUGGAAUUUAACUAUCAAUAUACUAAACACUAAAAGGAAGUGAAAAUGAGUAGGUUGUUAUUCAAUUUUCAGAUCCUAAUGUCUAUAAGGAUGCUACAGGCAAUGGAAUGAUUGUACUUCCUAUGUAUUCAUUCUUGAACAAAUUUGAUUACAUCGAUCCAGAAACUAAAGCAAAACUCGAUUCUGCUGGAGAUACCUCGAUGCUCGCAACUUUUGGUGCUGUGGCUAUUAAUCUUGCUAUUUCUCUUGUUUUUGGAGGAUCUAUAUCAGCUAUGUGGACAAUGGUCAAUACUAUUUAAUUGAUUAGUCUGCUACCUCUUUGUAAUAUUAAAUAUCCAGCGAUUACUCUUCUUGUUUUCGAAAAGAUGCUUGGAUCUCAUGGAGAAUCAACUAUUAUACCGAAUAUUCUUUAUGAUUAAGUAGUUAGCAGACCUGGUUCAGCUGUUUAAAUAGAGCCAGCAUUAAAUUCAAAAUUUAGUGAUUAUGGCUGGAAGAUUAGUAAUUUUAUCUUUUUAUCCGGAAGAAAGAUUUUAAUGUGGACUGGUAUAGUAAUAGCAUACCCCUUUGUAUGGUAUAUGAAGAAAAAAUAUGCAGAUAAACAUAAGUUCUGUAAAGUCUGGGUGAAAGGCGAACAAAAGUUUAGAUAUACAUUACUUUUAAGAGGUGUAAUAAUGUCCUAUGUCUCUAUGUAUUUAGCUUUUAUUCUUGGGAUAUUUUAGAUGGAUUUAUCAACAAUGGAGAAUACACUCUCAGCAUUCAUGGCAAUUGCUUUCGGGGUUAUUUUGACAUACCUCCCAAUUUUACUUAUGAAUGUGCUCUAGAGAAACUAUGAAAAAAUUUAAAGUGAAAAAUUCAUGCUAUCCUACUCCACUAUUGUAAAAGAAGUUGACCUAUCUCAUCCAAUCAGAUACAUGUACUACCCAGUGUUUUUAUUAAGAAGAGCAUUGUUUGCUAUUUCAUUAGUGCUUUUUGCAAACAGACCCUCUGAUUAGAUUAUAUUCAUGAGCUUCACAGCUGGUGUUAUGAUAAUCUAUGUAGUAAUAAUAAGACCUUAGAAAGAUAAAAUUAUGAUUGCACUAACCGCAUUAGGAGAGGCUCUACUAUUGUUCCUUCAUUUAUUCUCCUCAGUUUUCUUGGAUGAAGAUUUACCAGAAGAAAAAGCUAAUUCUUAUGGCUGGUUCAUUAUAAUUUUGAUAGGACUAUACAUUCUUUCAAAUUGGAUCAUCAUAGUUACAAUUACAAUUUAGCAAUUGAAACAAUAAUUCAAAAAGAGUAAAGUUGAUAAAGAGAAAUAGAAACUAAAGCAAAAGGAAGACAUGGAAUAUAAGAGAUGGAAAAAGAAGAGGUAAAUUAAAAACAGAAUUAGUAGAGAUUAAAAAAGGAACUUAAUGAUAGAGGCUUUUGAUGAAUCUAAUAAUCUAAUUAGUCAGAGUCAAUUUACUAAAAACAACAACUUAAACGGUGAUAGCAACACAAAUAUUGCAGAACUUAUAAUGCAAACAUAGGUUUAAGAUAAUCCAAACUACAAUUAAUAAUCUGAAAAUCUAGGAGUAUUUUAUAGUAAUAACUAGUCAAAUUUAUUAAGUCCAAAAACCUCAGCAUAAAGCCCAACAAUUCCAAAGUAAUUUCACCUUGUGUGUAUUUAUCUAAAAAUUAUAGGGAAAGCAAGAAUCUUCGGUAUCAAAGUAGUUUUAACAUCAAUAAUGGUGCCUACGAUUAAGAUAGAUCAUCAUAUAUAAAGGAUCUAUCAAGCAACAAGAACUUUGACUCCUCUUAAGGAUCAUUCUUCUAAAGUAAGAAUUAUACUAAAUGAAUAUUUAUUAGAGCCAGAAAGCUAAGAAAGACCCUCUUCGCAUCAAACAUUUUCUACUCCAAACGCUUUACAAAAUAAUCAAAUAAAUGAGAGUAGCAAAAUUAAUUAGAUAAACAAUGACAUAGGGGAGGAAUCAAAAGACUUUAACUUUGAAGAUGGCAAUAGCUUCAGAUCAAUACUAGUUUCAUAAGCCUAGUAACAAUUGAAAAAUUAGGCAUCAGAUCAAACCUUACCGAUGAAUGAUACAGAGUAAAAGAAACCAAUUAUUAAUCCUUUCUUCGGUGAAACAGUCAAAGUCAACUAAGUUGAUGAUGAGCAAGAAGAUGAUCUAGAUAAUUUCUUGGCUGUUAGAAAACCUGAAAAGAAAAAAGAUAUCCCAAUCUGGUGA